Molecule: messenger RNA, 4309 nt
Organism: Apus apus (common swift)
Lineage: Eukaryota; Metazoa; Chordata; Aves; Apodiformes; Apodidae
Gene: ARHGAP18
Product: Rho GTPase activating protein 18
Exons: 15
Coding region: 90-2057 (655 amino acids)
Biological process (GO): regulation of actin filament polymerization; regulation of small GTPase mediated signal transduction; signal transduction
Cellular component (GO): cytoplasm
Molecular function (GO): GTPase activator activity
Source: RefSeq, a predicted model, not a curated record
CCCGGCCCUGCCCCGCUGCGCUGCCGGCGGGAGGCUGGGCCGCGCCGGGCCGCCGGGCUGUCCCCAGACGGGAUGCGGCGGCGCACGCCAUGAACUGGCGGUCUGGCUCCCGCGGCGUGGUCCUCACCGCCUACCACCCCAGCGGCGGCGGCGGCGGCGCCCCCGGCGGCCGUCGGACUGGCCAGUAUACAAUGAACCAUGACCAUUCCAAGAAGACGCCUGAUGGAGCAUCGUUUGAUCGUUCAGGAUCCCAGGACUCUUUGGAUGAACUGUCUAUGGAUGACUACUGGAAAGAACUUGAAAACAUCCAUGAAACCGGAGGAAAUAAUCAUGAGGAACGAGUAGCACUUGUACUGAAAGAGCCAGAUGAAGGGGAACUGGAAGAAGAAUGGCUGAAGGAGGCAGGUCUAUCAAAUCUGUUUGGUGAAAGCUCUGGUGACUCCCUGGAAAGUGUGGUAUUUCUGUCCACACUGACCCGAACCCAGAAGGCCGCAGUAGAAAAGCGAGUAGAAACUGUCACGCAAACCAUGAGAAAAAAAAACAAACAGCAUCAAAUUCCUGAUGUCAGAGAUAUCUUCAGGCUACAAAAUGACUCAAAGGGAAAAAUCUGUGAUGGAAGUGAAUCCUCAACUGUGAGAACAAGUGAAAACAAAAAUGAAACACAAGAUGAAACAAAAGGUCCAAAGUUCAGUCUUCAAACGGAUGAGCAGAAGAGCCCUCUUAAAGACAUGCCAUUUCCAGACACUGACAUCAAUUUGGAGAUAUCAUUUUCAGAACAGGCAGCUAAUCUCAAAGACAGCUCAGUAGGCAAAAUGUGCAAAGGUGGAGGGGGUGACACUCUUCUCCCGAACUUCAGGCUGCCGAAGGACAAAACAGGUACCACAAAGAUCGGUGACCUGGCCCAUCAGGACAUGAAGAAUGUCUAUUCUUUAGCACUGAUUGAAUUAACUGCUCUCUAUGACGUACUUGGGAUUGAGUUCAAGCAGCAAAAAGCUGUAAAAAUAAAAAACAAAGACUCUGGCUUGUUUGGUGUCCCACUUUCAGUUUUACUGGAACAGGAUCAGAAGAAGGUGCCAGGAACCAAGAUCCCACUGCUUUUUCAAAAGUUGAUUGCCCAGAUAGAAGAGGCAACUCUGGAAACAGAAGGACUUCUUAGAAUACCUGGAGUCGCAACAAGAAUAAAGAGUCUUUGCCAAGAACUGGAAGCAAAAUUUUAUGAAGGGACUUUCAACUGGGAAAAUGUAAAGCAACAUGAUGCAGCAAGUCUUUUAAAACUCUUCAUCCGUGAACUGCCUCAGCCACUCCUCACUGUAGAAUAUCUCAAAGCUUUCCAAGAUGUGCAGAAUCUUCCAACGAAGAAACAUCAACUUCAAGCUUUGAAUCUUUUGGUUCUCCUUCUACCUGAAGCAAACAGAGACACUCUGAAGGUACUGCUUGAAUUUCUCCAAAGGGUAAUUGAUCAUCGAGACAAAAAUAAAAUGACACUGAAGAACGUUGCGAUGGUGAUGGCCCCAAACCUUUUCACCUUUCAUGGAUUUGGCUCAAAGACUAUUGAACAAAGCGAGUUUGUUAUGGCAGCUGGAACAGCAAAUGUCAUGCGCUUUAUGAUUCAGUACCAAAAACUUCUCUGGACAAUUCCUAAGUUUAUUGUCAACCAAAUAAGAAAACAAAACACUGAAAGCCAGAAGAAGGAGAAAAAGGACAAAGCUAUGAAGAAACUUCUGAAAAAGAUGGCAUAUGACCGGGAAAAACAUGAGAAACAAGAGAAGACCCCUAAUGAUGCUGAUGUUCCUCAGGGAGUGAUACGGGUACAAGCGCCUCAUCUUUCCAAAGUUUCCAUGGCAAUCCAGCUGACAGAAGAACUGAAAGCUGGUGAUAUAGUAGCCAGGUUUCUCAGCCAGAAAAGUGGAAAUGUCCAAACUCUCAAGAAAGAAGUCUUUUUAUAUGAAAUAGGAGGAAAUAUCGGAGAACGCUGCCUUGAUAAGGAUACCUACAUGAAGGACCUAUACCAGCUCAACCCAAAUGCUGAGUGGGUUAUAAAAUCUAAGCAGAGCUAAGCUCACAACUAACAGCAAAAGAACAACCUGUGGACUUUAUUUGUAAGGCUGAAUGUUUCAAAGGGAUAGUCUGUCCUUAUUCAGUUUAAAAAAAAAAAAAAAAAAAAAAAAAGUUAGGGAAACCCAAAUGUGAUUAUCAGUAAAUUGUCAGUUUUAGUCACAGUAAAGUUUUGAAGAUAGCACGGUUUUCCCACUCAUAUUUGAAAUGAGAAUAAGUACCUUAAAUAUUUUAAUGGCACUAAUCUACCUCCCAUCUGGUAGGUCUUGUUUCAAAAGAAUUUAUUUUUCAAACAGAUGUUUAACCUCUUUUGUAUUAGAGAUCUGCAAUCUGUUGGUGUAGAAUUUUGUGUUCAUACAGGUCUUUACACUGCUAGUAUACUGGAGAAAAAAAUGCUGAUCAGCACUUCUGAAUGGUACAGUAUUAAAAAUGCCUAAAACCAGUCAUAUGAAUUUCCCAAAUAAGGGUGAAAUUCACAGGAAAAAACUGCAAUGCAAUAUAUUUUGUCUUUGGAAGUCCUACUUUUGUUCACUUUCUAGGUAAAGUUUGGUGAAAACUAUUGAAAAACAACUGUGAAAAUGCUUUCUAUGCAGCUUUUUUUUUUUUUUUUAAUUCUUAUUCUGGUUGAUUGUAUUCUUGAGAGUAUUUAAAGAAAACAAAACAAGACCAAAAAAACCCAAAACCCAUGAAAAAAAAAAAGGACCAUGUGACAAGGUGAGUAAUUUUUAAAGCUUACCACUCUUGGCAGUGUUCUUUCUGGAAUAUUGUCAUGCACAAAAAAACCUUUAGUUUUUUCAGCAAUGAUAAACAGCUGUGUUACAUAGACUGGUUUCAGGGGUUUUUGACAUCUGAUAGAGUGCAUUCUGUGAACUGCCAAAACCUGCCAAUUGCUAGCAUGAUUAAAACCUUCAGGAAGAAUAAAAUUACUGUGGAGGGGAAACUGUUGUCUAAAUUUCAUAGGUAGCAAAUUACCAAACUUUUCACUCAAAAUUGGUGUAAAGAUCUACUGUGGAGUUCACGUAAGCUUUUUGGAUAUUAUCUACCAUCAGCUGGUCUAUCCUGGACGAGGCUAGAAAUCAAGCUCUGAUUUCUCUUAAGCUGAUAGGCACUGUCUAAUCCAAUUUAAAAAAAUUAAUAGUCCAGUGGUGAACUAUUGAAGAUCCUUCUCUUUGCAGGGAAGGACUGAAAGCUCCCCAUGGAAUUCACUGAUAAUGAAUGAUAGACUGACGUGGCUUGUUGCAGCACAAAGAGCUGUGGACUGUAGCUCCAGAGCCCCAGUCCCACAGCAACACUUUGGGUUCACUAACUUGUGUACCACUUUACAAUUUCUUUGUAAACUAGCUCAGCCCAUGUCUAAGGGCUCACACCUGUGUGCUGAGUACCUGAAAUAACUACUGUGAAAUUAUAUCCUUGGAAUGAAAUGCUUUCUUUCAGUGCACACUGGGAAUUACAUUGACCUCACAGGGAAUAUUCUACAUACAAUCAAGAAGCAAAUUACUACUUUUUUUACAUGAUCAAAGCUGAUUAAAGGAAUAAAGGGCCUUUCUGCUGAGCUUUGCAUACAGGCCCUGACUGUGUUGUUCCCAAAGUAAUCACUGGAACUCUCCAUUUUAUAUCUAAGCAGUGAAACUGAACUCUGAAAGGUCACAGAAAAAGUCAGCAUCUACUGCUUAGUUAUCCACAGCAUAUGAACAAUUUUGAGGGCAUUUUCUUACAGUCAAAGGCUGUCUUCAUAUGGAAAGGAAGCACUGAAGGGUUCUCAAAUGCAGGAUGAAUAACCUAGGAAAUUGUUUUAAUGUGACUGUACUGCCCUUGAAGAUCCAUCUAGUUGGGCACCCCAACAUGGUGUGGCCACUGUGGGGGAACCCUGUAAGAUAAAUCACUUUUGUCAGUAGAACAAACCACACUCCCUGUUCUUUAAAGGUAAGGAGUAGAGAAGAAAACCAGUACAAUGCUUGGGUAUAUACUUAUGAAUCUAAUGUAAUAAAUAUAAAGGGGUUUUGUUAUGUAAGACAAAAAUAACGUCUGUUUUCAUAAUACAUUAUAGUUCUGUAAAAAAUUACUUGUUACUGGAACUCUAGAUGAUAUUUUAAUCAGGAGCAAAGUUCAGAUGAUAGGAACAGCUGUACAGUUUCAGUAUGAAAUUACAACUGCCCUGUGGCUAUGAUCUCUUAAAUAACUUUGUUUCUGGUUUAGUGCCAUUCUCUUUUUUUAAUUUAAAAAGCUCUUUUGUAAUUAAACGGUUUUUUUCUGA